Messenger RNA from Australozyma saopauloensis, 1749 nucleotides. RefSeq lists its product as uncharacterized. NCBI's taxonomy places the organism in Eukaryota, Fungi, Ascomycota, Pichiomycetes, Serinales, Metschnikowiaceae. The record is from RefSeq and is a predicted model, not a curated record. The coding region runs from base 1 to 1749 and encodes 582 amino acids. Gene Ontology annotation, biological process: intra-Golgi vesicle-mediated transport. The transcript has a single exon. Gene Ontology annotation, cellular component: trans-Golgi network; TRAPPII protein complex.
AUGGGAAUACACAUCCAAAUACCCGAAAACAGCGACUUUUUGCAGUCCUGUUUCCGCAACGGAGACAUUGGCCUGGUGUACGGGUGUCUUCUGGUCAAGAGCCCGCGUCCGCUCGUCUUUUUCACCGAGCGUCUUUCGGGCUGUGUUCUCCACGUCUGCGACUCCAAAACACCCCAAAAUUCGCCUCGAAAGGUCUGUUUGACCACGGAGGCUGUUUCUGGUGCACCAAAGAGUCUAAUUGCCGAAUCUGGGCGUCCAGGCAUCGCUGGCGAUGCUAUUGGAGCAGAAAACCUUCAGAACAGAAGAGAGGUCACUACACAGGUCUUGAAUGAGCUACGUAUAGAAGGAGAUGUGGAUGCUGCCGACGGUACGUCUGUCCAUGUGACUGCGUGGCUUUUUUCCGUAUCUGUGCCGUCAAUUUCCGGCGAUCUGGGAGUUUUCAAGCUCACAGCCUCAAUUGAUGCUUUGGGCUAUGAACGACGGAAGUCCAUCUCUUUGACAGCCAAAGAUGCUCAAAAUUCGAUCCUAAAUGACACGUCGCUUCCCGAGCAGAGCUUGCUGCUGUCCAUGGCGGUGUUUGAGGCGGCCAUGUCUCCUCCAUUACUUCUCAGCCUAAGAACUACCAAUAUGGGCAAUUCAGGAACCCAUGGCGGGUGUGUAUUUGCUACCCUCCGUGUUCUGGCCCCACGCGCAUCUUCGGUUGCGAAAGAAAAUUUGCAUCUCAACAUUUUGUCGUUGACAGCCUCCGCGAAGGGUGGAAAGGUGGUCCCAAUGGGAAAUACGACCUUCCCGCUUCGCUGUGCGUUCGACGACGUGGUACAUCUCACAUAUAGGCUAGAUUUCCCCGAAUUUUUGGCUGAGCCCGGCGCUGAGCUCUUUAACCCAGGGAAUUCUCUCAGCUUCAAGUUCAUCGUUCAGUACCAGAAAUUCGAUCAUCCCAUCACUCCAGAAUUGCCCGUUCGCUGGUCUCCCUCGCUUGACUGCGGCAACCCAAAAACCCAGCUCAAUCCGACCCCGCAGAAUAGGAAAGCAGUGACUACUAGCACUAUCACCAAUCAGUCUAGAUCGCCAAAUGGCUUUUCAGGAAAGAUCGGUCCUAGCGGUAUCAACAGUCCUAACGGAACUGUCUCCUCACCCUCGCUCUCUAUUACCAAAUCAGCCGGUGUCUUGAAGCAUAAACCGUACCGAAGUGCAGCACUGCUUCCUGGAACUGCGCUGACCGUCACUCUCAACUUGGCUAUCCCCACAACUUCAAUUUUAAGUGGUCUUCGACUCUCAUUUACCGGAAAGCUCAGUAUCUCACUUGGAGAAGUGGCCUAUUGGAAGCUCCAGGUCAUAAAUACUGGCACCCGCGACAUGAAUCUACACAUGUCUGCCAGAAAAAGCCGCAAGAAUACGCAAGUGUAUGCGUUACCGAACAACUCCAGCGUGGGUGCUCUCUCCAUCGCAUCCAACAAAUCCACCAAAAAAGAGGGGAAAGCUGUUAAGUUCGAGGACCGCUAUGUCACAUAUAGUCCGAUGCAACUCUACAACCAGUACAAUUCGCUCAAGCCUGUCCGAGAAGGAGUGGUAAUACUCACCAACGAUCUUCGUCUCGGAAAGUUGGAAGCCGAAGAAGUCUUUGAGACAGAGUUCCAAUUGGUUGGGUUCGUAAAGGGAGUACACACACUCGAGGGACUACGGAUUUAUGAUGUUCAUUCGGGUGAAGGAAUUGAAGUUGGCCGGUUGUUGGAAGUUUUCGUCAUCUAG